UGAAGUUGAAAGUCGUGGUGAAGAUCUUCGUCGAAUUGGUCCAACAAAAAAUGGAAAUCGAUCUACUUACUGGCACGCGACACGCGACAAACCGGACGCAGGGGCGCAGGCUCAAACACACAUCGAUGUUGUACGCCGCUUGUUUUCCGCAUACGGUUUCUAUGGCGACGCUAGUCGCGUUCAAACAGAACCUGAUAUUUUGAUUUCAAUCAUCUCAUCGCAUCGACAACAUGGAUAUGUACGACGAAAUGUAUGAAAUUAAAAAUAGUCGCGAAAUUGACGAUAGUCCACCGCCCGAUUUGGACGUUUCCAGUUCGUUGCAGUUUGUAAACGAGGAACCGCUUGAAGAUAAUCCGAAAGCGGCUCAGAACGUCAAAGUUGACCCGAUCGAUGAUGUGGAUGAGGAAAUAACAAAGGUCACUGCUAGUAAGCCCAGCGAUAUCUUCAAGAAACGAGAGAGCUUGCAGAAGCAUGAUUCCUUGACGGACAGCAGUGCCAGCGUUUCGGAAGAUGAGAAGGAAAUCCCCAAGAGCCUGGUCGAAGAAAAGGAAUUCAAUCCAAAGUUUUACGAGAACAUUGAGGCACCUAGCGAGGUGAAGGAUUUGUUUCAAUACAUAACACGAUUCUCGCCGCAGCGCAUUAGCAUAGAUUACAAGUUGAAAAUUUUCGUACCCGAUUUCAUUCCAUCGGUUGGAGAUAUCGAUGCUUUCUUGAAAGUUUGUUCGCCGACUUUCAUAAAUGAGGAGAAGAAAAAGGUCCUCACAGAGCACAUCAAGAAGCUUGGACUGGAGACUCUAGAUGAGCCAUGCGGCGAUCAAAGUGACCGGGUGCUGCUGCAGAUGAAAAUGCGAUCUAUUUUCACCAAGCCCCUGGAGACGCCGUCAGCGAUUGCAAAGUCAUCCAAGGACGUCGACCGGUGGAUAACGGAAAUCCAGUCACUCAAGGCGAAUCAAUCGGCUCAGAACAUAAACUCCCUCCGCCCGAUGGUGAACAUUGACAAUCUGAUGUCGGAGUGGCCUGAGGAGAUUGAAAAAAUUCUCGACACGGUUGGAUUUCCCUCAGCCGACUUGAAUUGUUCGCUGAGUAGGUAUAUUGAAGUUAUUUGUAACAUUUUUGACAUUCCAGUACAGCAGAUCAAUGGACAAGCGGGGUACAUACAGGCAUUGUAUAAUUUAUUCAAUCUGUAUUUAGCAGUUAAGCAGCAAGGUAACGCGUAAUCAUUGUCUAAAAGGAACUUAAUAAAUCUAAGAAAUCAACUGAAGGUAAA
Messenger RNA from Ochlerotatus camptorhynchus, 1267 nucleotides. It is a transcript of the gene IFT46, whose product is annotated as intraflagellar transport 46. Gene Ontology annotation, biological process: intraciliary transport; cilium assembly. Bases 231 to 1217 code for a protein of 328 amino acids. Lineage: Eukaryota; Metazoa; Arthropoda; Insecta; Diptera; Culicidae. Gene Ontology annotation, cellular component: intraciliary transport particle B; centrosome; motile cilium. The transcript has 3 exons. The record is from RefSeq and is a predicted model, not a curated record.